AAAUCUUCCUUCCCCCAAGAUCAAUAGCCCCUUCGGAGGCUCCACCUUCCGCGCCUCAGCAGCCUCAGCAGCAGGACGGGAAGGCAGGCUGAGGCGAGAGGGCUCCCCUUCCUUAUCUCAACGCCCUUUACCCCGCGAAGCAGGCGAAGACCUCGCUCUCUCUGCGCAUGCGGGAAGAGAACCCCACGCAAAGAGCUCGGAGCUGUACCAGGAAAUUGCAAACCAUUUCUAGCAAAGCAGAAGCAACAACAUUGAGAGAAGCUGCCUCUGUAGCUAAGCUUCAAGAGCGUGACCAUGGGAAAGACAGCUUCUAAACAAUUUUCAGAUGAAGUUUUGAAGGCCCACAAUGACUACAGGAAGAAGCAUGGCGUUCCUUCUUUAAAACUCUGCAAAAAGUUAAGCAGGGAAGCACAGCAACGCAAAGGUAAAUUUUUUGGACAGUCUGUCUUGUUCAAUACAGUCCCACAGCAUCUCUUCUUUUAUCAUGCAGGGAGUGAAGUAGCUGAAAGAUGGUACAAUGAAAUAAACAAUUACAACUUCCAGAACCCAGGAUUUUCCUCUGGGACAGGACACUUCACAGCAAUGGUUUGGAAGAGCACCAAAAAGAUGGGAGUUGGAAAAGCAGCAGCGAGUGACGGCUCCACCUUUGUGGUGGCCAGAUAUGUACCUGCUGGCAAUAUUGUAAACCCUGGCCAGUAUGAACAAAAUGUUCUUCCUCCAAAGAAAUAACUCAGUCAUGUGACAGAACAGAGGACUACUUUCAACAACCAAGAAAAAGCAAAACUGGGGAACUGAUUGCAUUAGAUUGGACAGACCUUUAAGUUGAAAUGAAGUCAGAUGGUAUCCUGUGCUUGCAAACAAUAUUUAGAAGAGAAUUGCACAACUUUUUUUUUUGCCCUGAGGAGUGCAUCUGGUUUUGGUUGAGGGGAGGUGUUUGCUUCUUCUCCCCAACCCACAAAUAAGCCUGUAUGUAUUGUCGAAGGCUUUCAUGGCUGGAAUCACUAGGUUCUUCUUCUCCAUGGCUCAUGAGUUCUUCUUCUCCAUGGAGAAGAAGAACUCAACAGGUUCCUGGACCAUCUUAACAGCAUCCACCCAAACAUCCAGUUCACCAUGGAAAAAGAAAAUGAAGGAAGACUGCCUUUUCUAGAUGUCCUAGUCAUCCGCAAACCAGAUCAACAAUUGGGUCACACCAUCUACAGAAAACCCACACACACAGAUAGAUAUCUACAUAAAAACUCCAACCAUCACCCAAGUCAAAAAAGAAGCACCAUUAAAGCCUUGGCAGAUCGUGCAAAAAGAAUCUGCGAACCCCACCUCCUCCAAGAUGAACUGAACCACCUCAACUGGGCUCUCCAGGCCAAUGGAUACUCCACCUCAGACAUCAGAAGAGCUGCAAGACCAAGAACAAGCCACGAGAGUAAAGAUGAAGAUCCACCCAGAGGAAAAGUGUUCCUGCCAUACAUCAAGGGAACCACUGACCACAUAGGGAAGCUGAUGAGGAAACACAACAUACAAACAAUCUACAAACCCACCAAGAAAA
Molecule: messenger RNA, 1540 nt
Organism: Anolis sagrei ordinatus
Lineage: Eukaryota; Metazoa; Chordata; Lepidosauria; Squamata; Anolidae
Source: RefSeq, a predicted model, not a curated record